Messenger RNA from Alligator mississippiensis (American alligator), 3367 nucleotides. It is a transcript of the gene HGSNAT, whose product is annotated as heparan-alpha-glucosaminide N-acetyltransferase. The transcript has 18 exons. Lineage: Eukaryota; Metazoa; Chordata; Crocodylia; Alligatoridae. Gene Ontology annotation, cellular component: lysosomal membrane. Gene Ontology annotation, biological process: lysosomal transport. Bases 55 to 1917 code for a protein of 620 amino acids. The record is from RefSeq and is a predicted model, not a curated record.
CCGCCGCCGCUCAGGGCUGGGUGGAGCCGAGCCGAGCUGAGCUGAGGCGCGGGGAUGGCGGGGCGCCGGGCCGUGGCGGCGGCGGUGGCCGCGCUCAGCGCCGUGCUGCUGGCGCCCGGGCUCUCGCAGCCGCACGAUGUAGCUGGAAAGAGACCAUUAAUGCUGAAAAUUGAUCAGGCCUUGCUGUUAAUUCACAAUGAAUUGCACAAUGAAGAUUUGACAGUCUCCUGGCUUUCUGAUUAUUGUUACCAGUGCUUGUAUCAGUACUUGGGGUUGGUGCCCAUGAACAAUACCUCAGGAAAGCCUCGAGUGGAAGUCGCAGUGGAUGCCCAGCAUUCUGUCACCCUCCAGCUCAGUGGCACGUCAGAUGGCAAAGAGCUUUGCAAGAUCCACUAUCAUUUUGGAGAGUUUGGAAACUAUUCCCUCAUAGUAAAAAGGCUCUACAGAAGCACCACAAACGUCUCCUGCACCAUAGGCAUCAAUGCCAGUCCUGUCAACAGUAACCUCCCUAUCCUGUAUGCAUUCCUUAUUUAUAUGGGAAUCCUCAGCAUCUUGACUUUGGGACACUUUUUUAUAAACAUGGAUCCAGUGAAGAAUUGGCUUCAUAAGAAACUGAACCCUAGAGAAACGGAUCGUCUCAUUAAUUCUGAGCUGGGGUCCCCAACUGGAGCAGAUUCUGUUACCGGUGACCAUGGUACGAAUGUGUGGAGUGUCUCCCAGAGGCGCCUGCGCUCCCUCGACACAUUCCGAGGGCUCUCUCUCAUCAUAAUGGUAUUUGUUAAUUAUGGAGGAGGAAAAUAUUGGUUCUUCAAGCAUCAGAGCUGGAAUGGAUUAACGGUGGCUGAUCUUGUGUUUCCGUGGUUUGUGUUUAUCAUGGGGAGCUCCAUUUCACUGUCUCUGAGCUCACUGCUGAGGCGGGGAUGUUCAAAGUGGCAAGCACUGGGGAAAAUUCUCUGGAGGAGUUUUUUGCUGUUCCUCAUCGGAGUCCUUGUCGUGAAUCCCAAUUAUUGCCUUGGACCUAUGUCCUGGGACAGCUUGCGGAUCCCAGGUGUGCUUCAGAGGCUGGGCUUUACCUACCUGGUGGUUGCCAUCAUGGAACUCCUUUUUGCCAGGGUCGUGGCUGCGAGUGAGAACUUGGAGAUGCCGUAUUCUGCUUUUCAGGAUAUUCUGUGUUACUGGCCACAGUGGCUUUUCAUUCUGUCACUGGAAGCAACUUGGCUGUGUCUGACCUUUCUUUUAGAGGUACCUGGCUGCCCCCAAGGUUACCUUGGUCCUGGUGGCAUUGGAGAUUUUGGAAAAUAUGACAAUUGCACUGGAGGAGCAGCUGGCUACAUUGAUCGCCUGCUCUUGGGAGAAGAGCAUAUUUACCAGCACCCAUCUUCCAAUGUGAUCUACCAGACAACGGUGGCAUAUGAUCCUGAAGGGAUCUUGGGAACAAUAAACUCAGUCUUCAUGGCAUUCCUGGGACUUCAGGCAGGAAGAAUUCUCUUAUUUUACAAAGACCAGCACAAGCAGAUCCUGAGUAGGUUUUUCAUAUGGAGUCUAAUAAUGGCUGUUAUUUCUGUUGCCUUGACAAAAUGCUCUAAGGAUGAAGGAUUUAUUCCCAUAAAUAAGAACCUAUGGUCUCUGUCCUACGUAACAACCCUGAGCUGUUUUGCCUUCAUGCUUUUACUGCUGAUAUAUUACCUUGUGGAUAUCAAGAGAUGGUGGUCUGGUGCUCCAUUUUUCUACCCAGGAAUGAACUCCAUCUUGGUCUACAUCGGGCAUGAAGUAUUUGAAGACUAUUUCCCUUUUAAGUGGAAGAUGAAGGACAAUCAAAGCCAUGCAGAGCACUUGGCUCAGAAUUUGAUUGCAACAUCGAUUUGGGUCGUCAUAUCGUAUGUGCUUUACCGGAAAAGGAUAUUCUGGAAAAUCUGAGAGUGCUUUUGAAGGCUGGUCCUGUCCUCAACUCAACAGGAGCUUGAGGCUGGACUCCCCCAGACCCAUGCCAUUCCAGCUGGGAUUCAUUACUAAAAAGGGAUCAUGUGUUCAGUUUGCAUUUCCAGGGAAGCUUUCAUUAAGACUUAUGUGCCUAAGGGAUAGUAUUUUCCUAGUUAAUGAAAACACAGUAUCUUGCCAGAGGCCAUCUGGUUGCAUAUUCUAUUUUGUAUAUGUUCUGGUGCUCAGUACAGUGCUGCUGAUGUGUGUGUAUAUACAAUAAAUACAAGAUGUACUGAAUAGCUUUUUACUGUUCUGAAAAGCUGAUGCCUUUCAUCAAGUGAACUAUUAUAGAUGCUGCAGCUCACUCACAACAUGUAAUAUAUAUUUAAUGGCCAGUGAAUACAAAGGAAAGAGUAACUGCCAAAUUACUGCAGUUAAUUCAGGAGCUUGGACACGGCUGUUAAACUGAUGCUUCCAACUGCCAGCACUGCAGUGGCAGCUUAUUAGUUAAGUUCCUGGCUCUGGAGGAGGUCCCUCCUAUGCAUCUCGUCACUGCAACACUGUUCCACUCUGAGUAGGGGGGAGGACCACAGAACUUUUAGCUUGGGUCUAAUUUGCAGUGCAUGCUGGGAGACUUCAAGGCUGUCUGUGCUGUGCUGUGGCUAGGUAGCAACAGGAGAACACAAAUGCCUCCAUUUGUCUGCAUCCAGUCAGAGCUUAAAUCAGUUAUGUUUUAAUAGACCAACAACAAUCCUAAACCUGCUAAGAAAUUAUUUGUUCUGAUAGACUUAAUUUUGUAGGCUCCUGGCAUACACAUGGUUUUUAACCAAAUGGUCUGGAAAUGUUUUAUGGCCUUUAAAUAAGUAAAUUUCUCUAGCACAGCCUAGAUGCUUAGAGCUCGCAUAGCACAGACUACAUUUCAAAUUGUUACCCUCCAACUUAAUAUUGACUAAAACUUCAUUGAGAACAGUGAUAUACAGGCAACUCCUGCUUAAUGCUCAUUUUACAUUGAUACCUGAUUCCACUUAGUGCUCAGUGAGUUUCGUUAUAACGCUCACUUGCCAUCUUGGUUUGUCAAAACUUUUGGUUUUGCUUAACACUAUUUCUGCUUCAGGCUCAUUUUUUCGGGAACCAAUUAAGAGCAUUAAGUGGGGGUUGUCUAUAGUUUUAUUCUAAGGAACUAGAUUUCACAGGCAUGAUCCUUCUUUUAACAGUGACCAUAUUAAACCCAGACCUGAUUUCAUUAAAAAAAAAGAGAAGUAUUCAACCCCAACAGGUUAACAGAAAAGAAAGACACCCCAGACUUGAUAUAUCAAAGAGAAUGAUAGUAGGGGUGAUCAAUUUGCAAUGGUUCCGUCAAGUGUUCAAGGUCCUUUGAGAGAGCUGACCGCAAGAUUCACUCACAGGGUGACUUCCAAACUGGUGCUAAUAAAAAGUCUUGACAAUA